Gigantopelta aegis is the source of this 8786-nucleotide messenger RNA. Its product is annotated as acyl-CoA desaturase-like. Gene Ontology annotation, molecular function: stearoyl-CoA 9-desaturase activity; iron ion binding. Bases 195 to 1166 code for a protein of 323 amino acids. The transcript is spliced from 5 exons. Gene Ontology annotation, biological process: unsaturated fatty acid biosynthetic process. Gene Ontology annotation, cellular component: endoplasmic reticulum membrane. Lineage: Eukaryota; Metazoa; Mollusca; Gastropoda; Neomphalida; Peltospiridae. The record is from RefSeq and is a predicted model, not a curated record.
AGAAACGUGCAUCGCGUUUUGUUACGUGAGUUUUGACUCGUACGUGCGUUUUGAGGCGAUCACGCCAUAAUUAGCGAAUCACGCCACACUUGGCUUCGACGUUCGUCCUGCAUCAUCAACAAAACGGUGGUAGUCCGAUCACAUCUCUAAUUUUGGUAUAUUUCAGCGCAUUUGCAGUAACUGCAGCCCUAACAAUGGCACCACGUAAUAUUAUUGACGCCUCUGAGGAUGACUUUCUGCUGGCCCAAGACGAAGUUGAGCCGGUAAUAACGGAAGCGACUCAUGCACAGAAAAGACCUCCCAUGAAGAUGGUGUGGAGAAAUAUUAUUGUUUACUCUUUGUUUCACAUCGGAUCCCUAUAUGCACUGUGGCUGAUCCCAAAGGCAAAACUAGCAACAUUUGCUUGGUUAAUAUCAUGGUACUUGUUCUGUGCCCUGGGCAUCACUGCAGGAGUCCACCGACUGUGGUCACACCGAUCCUACAAGGCCAAGCUGCCCCUGAGAAUCCUAUUGGCAAUCAUGCAGGCUGGUGCGCUUCAGAAUGACAUCAUUGAAUGGGCACGGGACCACCGAGUUCACCACAAGUAUUCGGAGACUGAUGGCGACCCACACAACGCCAAGAGGGGAUUCUUCUUCGCACACAUGGGCUGGCUGCUGGUGAGGAAACACCCGGAGGUGGCGGCCAAGGGCAAACAGAUUGACAUGUCCGAUCUCUACAGAGACCCGGUGUGCAGGCUCCAGAGGAGACUCUACAAGCCGUUAGUUCUGGUGGUCUGUUUCGUGAUACCAACAUUGGUCCCGUGGUACAUGUGGGGUGAGCAGUUCUACGUCGCCGCCUACUUGAACCUACUUCGAUUCUGUCUCCUGCUGCACGCCACCUGGAUGAUUAACAGUGUGGCCCACAUGUGGGGCAUGCGACCGUAUGACAAUCGCAUCAACCCGAGGGAAAACCCAAGUGUUGCCCUGAGCGCCAUCGGAGAGGGUUUCCAUAACUACCACCACGUGUUCCCCCAGGACUACUGUACGAGUGAAUUCGGUUGGCGCUUCAAUAUAACAACCUUUUUCAUUGAUGCUGCUGCUUACGUGGGCCAGGCGUAUGACCGGAAGAAAAUCCCAGCGGAUAUUGUACUCAAGAGACGAGAAAGAACGGGUGAUGGCUCCUUCUAGCUGGAAGUUUAAAACCAAAGUUGUCAGAAAACAUUUUGGUAGAUUUGAUACGAUUUUAAGUUAGCUUUUUUUGUAUGCUUUCUCUUAAAAUGUGCACUUUGAAGUGUUUUAUUUGAAACGUGUAUCGAGAAAAUAACAUUCCUAGAUGCAUUGCUGCUUAGGGUAUAUGCAUUUUUGCUAAAGUUCUUUUGCUUCUAAAUAAUAUUGCUGAAACUGUUUUUGGUUUAAAUAUUUUAUAAUAAUAUUACUAGCUUAUUUAAAAUUGAUAAAAACUAUGAGAACAAAAUGUGUAUAUAAAAUAGUUAUGCAGUGCUUAUUAAAUGACAAAUAUUAUUGUUUUCUUCAUAGUGAAUAUUUCCAAGUAGAAUUCAAAACUUAAGCUUUCCUAAGAUGCAGUGUUAAGGACAAGAGAUGACAUCUGAAAAAGGAAACAGAAAUUAUAUUUUCAGUCACUGCAACCACAAUAAAACUACUUGAAAAAGCAAGUAUGUAAAAGAAAAUAUUUCUUCUUUAAGAGCAAAAUUUCUUUAGUCUUCAACAAUGACUGCCUCUUUGUCAUAUGUUUUAAAUGUUUUGUAAAAUUAAAAAUAUUUUAGUUCAACGCUAGCUAAGUCAUGGCAUGUUACCUUAUAAUCCUUCCUGCAGAGAAUGCCUUUUUUCCUACUAUGGAAUUUACUAUGGAAUUUACUAUGGAAUUUACUACAUGCUAUUUAUUUCUGAGCCAAUUGUAUUCUAAAUUGCACCCAAAAAUAGGUGUUUUUUUUGUUAUUUCCAAAAUAAAUACUUUUGUCAAACCAAACUGAAAUUAUUUACAAAAAAAUACAUUUUUGUAGAAGGAUGGGACGGACUAUAAUUAGUCUUAUCUGUUUCGUUACUGUUUUGCCACAUGCAAAAGUGAUUUAUUAUUUUUCUUAACACUGUUAAAAUAUGCAACUUUUAGUCUUCUCCAUGAGUAACAUCGAGGCGAAAUGGUGCUAGGCGAGCGAUCACAUGGAGUUUGAAAUAAAAUUAUUAUAAAUUUUAUUGCAAGGUGAUCCGUGUACUAGUCUAGUCUUGUAAAAUUGACGAGGCGAUCAUGGAGGGGAGCUUAAGUAAUCACUCACCUUUCCUGGCAAAGACUGACUUUCAAGUUACACAUGCUCCGUUUAUUGCGACUAAUUAUUUCCAUGCUUUUAUGUUUUGUACAUGUAGUCCCAACAUAUUUUGUUUUAAUAUUAUCACCGUUUUUGUAACAUUGCCUAUAGUAUAAUUGUUUUCAAAGUACCCAUAGUCACAUGAUUGAUAUUUCUAUUCCUUGGUCUUACAAUGAAACAAAAAUACUAUGCCAACAUUUGGUCAAAGCCAAAUAAAAAUAAUAAAAUGACUCGACAUAGACAUUUAUUUUUCAGAAAAUUGUUUUGGAAAUUGUGGGAUCAGUGUGCAUUUAUUUAGGUGUUAACUGUAUACACCGUUAAAUUGUUAAAUAAUGUUUCCAGUGGUGCCAUGACAUUCAUACUUUUUGCUAAUUUCACAUUUUUAGUGAUUUCAUUUAAAUAUAUAGAGUUUGUCUAGGUGUUGGGUACCUUGUGAUACAUAAUUCUAAAUCAAAUUUUGUGACUGGGUUCUUAUAUUGACUUGUGGUUGCAGUGUUCAGAAUCUGCGAUAUUGCCAUUAUAUUUCUAUUUUUCACUCUAAUAUUAGAUGUAAAGUAUAUUAAGUAUAUUAACACGAGUAACUGUUUUGGUAUAGAAAUUCUAUUUUUUUAAUAAGGGAUUGUCUUGAAUUUUUAAUUUUUUUAGCAGGUUUUGGGCCUGUAGGGCAGAAAUGAAUCCACUGUCUUAUCGAAUUCAAGCUAAUUCCUUCAAUAUUUAAUUUACCCCCUCCUAGUUAGAACCUUGAAAAUAACCUUUUUGUGUUGUGGUGGUGUUACCCUUAGUUUUAGUUGUACAAGAUUUGGCACAUUAAUAUCCUGUAAAUACAUUUCUAAUUGUGAAGUUGUAUUGUAUUUGUGUGUUUCAAGUUAACAAUGUUACAUUUAAUUUGUUGUGAAUAUAUUUCAUUUAUAUUCUUGUAGUCCUUUAUUGUUUUGAUUUAUCUGAAGAUUGUUUUCCAUGCAACCUUUCCAAAUGAGAUAUAACAGAUGAGUAAGGUUAUGAUUGCAUUUUGACUGGUCUAAUAAUCUACAAUUUAUAAUGUCUGCAGACUAUUUACAUGUGAGAUAUGAAUGGUUUUUAACUUGUAGUAUUGUCUGUGGAAAAAGCAUGGUUUGUAUUUAACAUUAUCUAAAUGUAACCUAUGAAGAAAUGAAAGUAAAAAAAAUAAAUAAAUAGACAUGUAAAUGUAUUAAACAUAUAGGCUGUUUUUGGUGUACAGUUUUCUUGCUGUUUCAAAGAUAUGCUUUAAAGAUACUUCAACAAUGUGAUCUCAAGAAUGGUUAAAACAAUUGUUUUACUGACCUUAUACAUGUAUGCACAUUGUAUAUUGUUUUUGUAACUUUAACAAGAUAUAGAUUUGUCUUGGUGAUUACAGCUUACUAAUCUCUCUAUGUCUGUUCAAUAGUCACAAUUAAAAUAAUACUUUUGAAACUUCCAUGAUUGCUUUUGUAACAUUCCAUAAAAUUUGAAGAAUGAAAAAUGACGUAUAAAUUAUAUGCUCGGCUAAAACUAAUCUGGGUACAAAUUAGUGAGUGUGUUAUAAAUAUUAAUGUUGUAGGGCAUUAUAAUUUGUUUUAUAAAUUAAGAAAUAGCAACAUUAUAACAAACUGCUGCAUGAAAAUCUGUGGCAUUAUUCUGUAAACUAGUUUGGGUUUGAAAGUAAAUGGAUAUACGACAUUAGAAAUUAAAGCAUUUUAUACACUACAGAGGAUAUUUUUUUACUGUUUGUAAUUCUGAUUUAAUUAAUAGAUGAUGUAGUUAAGACAUAUUAACUCCCAUGAACAUUAAUCACUUGAUAAUUCGGACACGAGAUGGUUGAAGUCCAAUCUAGUCAUUCCAUCAGGGUUUAUCUGUAACCUUGAGGGGUAAAUUGUCUUCCACCCAGUUCCAUUUAUAUAGCAUUAUUCUUAUUAUGAAUACUUUAUUACUAUUAUUAUUAUUAUUAUUAUUAUUACUAUUAUUAUUAUCAUUUUCAUUAUUAUUAUUUUGUUAUUAUUAAUUUGUUAUGAAUGAUGCAUGUACACAUGUAUUAACAUAAAGGAACCAUUAAACUUAAAAAAUGUAAAAAAGUACGAAAUACUUUUAAAGAAAAGUUGACAUACCUGUUUGUAGUCUGUUGGGAGUAAAAUUGUUACACCUGAUUAAAAUGUGCUGCAGUUCCAGCUAAAGUAGACUGAGUGAAUAUAACAUUGAGGAGAACUUGUAAUGUUUUAUUUUAAAUUCCAUAUGUUUUAUUAGAGUGGAGACAAUCUAGAAUCCAGUGUUAUCAGAGUAAAACUUAUCAGGUUUAAAACGGAGCUUGGGUUGUUGAUACACAUGGAAAACCUUCAGUUUGUGUUGUAAAUUUCAUGAAAGUAUGCAUUGGAUCACUACAUGGUUUUAUUAAGAGAAGAUGUAGAACCCAGUGACACUGGAUUAAAACUAUUGUCGGUGAUUUGCCAUGUUUGUGUGGUUCAGUUGUUAGUAUAAAUGUGGAAUGGACAUGAUCCACUAUUUUUGUUUUGACCUAGUUUGUCAGAGUUGUGAAUCAAUAAUAGUGCAGGUUUGCCUAUUUAGUGCUACAUUUUUUGUUCCUAGGUUUAUUUUAGUAUUUAGAAUGUUUGGGGUUUUUUAAAUAUUUUUUGUCGAAAGAAUAAUUCUGUACAUACACUGCAGGUUGGUAAGGUUUUUGUUGUGUUUUUUAACUGUUACUUGGUGAUCACAUAUUAAUGAUGCUUUACACCGGUGAUUGUGUACUAAUUGCUUUACAAAUUUUAUUUUUUAAUUAUUACAUGCUGUUUUGAAGUUUGUUGUUGGUUUUUGUUGAUGUGAAUAGUUGGAGUGAGUAUAAAGCUAUGAGGGGAGCUGGGUCGUGAAGUGACGUACUGGCCAAUGGAUGGUGAUUCUUCUGUAUUUGUUUAACAUUCACCAACGAUAAGGUCUUCAUCUUCCAUAAACAAGUAACAAAAACUAACAAAAUAAAACUUGAAAUCCUAAAAAAAAUGCAAACAAUUAAUGGUAAAGACAGGAUUGACGAUGGGGCAGAUAGAUUUACAGUGAGGUUGAGGGACUGUUUUGCAACUUUGCAAUGAAAUUAGUUGCACUAAAUGUAUGACUGUAUGUUGGUGUAGUUGAUAAAUUUGACACAUGCAAUCAUAUGUAGUUGAAGGUAUUGAGUUACGACCAGCAACACAUUUUAAAAAUUGUAUUUUUUCCAGUUUUCUUUCUGGUCUGAUUACCAACAAUACUAUUAAUUGAAACAAAUUGUUCUACAAGAAAGAUGAAGUUAGGUUUAGUAUAAUCUAUUUAUGUGUAUGUAUGAGCUAAAUUGGCAAUUAAUAUAAAAAUGUUCCAAUAGUUAAAAACUGUUAAAACUGAAUCACAUUAUACAGUGCACUUAUAUAGCUUUAGUAUGUUAGUACAGUCAUUGUUUUGUAAAUCAAUACACAGUAAUAUAUAUAAAGCAUGGAUGUGUAGCAUGGUGUAUCAUAUCUGUGAAAGUUACUGUGAAAUACUUAACAAAUGGAUCAGAAUGUGAUAUGGAGAUAUUGAGAUGAGUGUGGGAUACCAAAGACUGAAAUAUUGCCAUUUGUGACUAGUUAAAGAGAAAUCAAAAUUUGUUACCAUCACAUACCGAGCUAAGUCAAAUUUUGGAAAAAAUGAAAUCCAUUUUUGUUUUUAUUUUGAUUUUUAUAGACAGUCAAACUCUGAUAACUCGAAUGUGAUCUCUUAAAAAGUUCGAUCUCUCAAACUAAUGUGCUAGUCCAGGCUGAAUUAUUAUAUAAAUAAGUAAUAAUACACUUAAAAAAUUGAAACCUCGAAAACUCAAAACCUCUCAGCGUAAUUUCUUAUCCAAUAUACAGAUUAAAUAUGUAUUAAACUUCCACAACUCUGAUUGUGAGGAGUGAUCAAACUAUUGUUGAUGGCAACAUAAGAAUGAAUUGUCUGCCAUGUGACAAGUGUGUAUCGCAUUAAGUCUUGGCAGUCGAUGCUUCUGGUGGAAUAUAGUAGUGACUACAGAAUAAUACAUCAUCAACUUGACGGAUCAAAAUAUGUGUGUGUCUAUCUAUUAGGUUCUCUUUAUUUAUUACAGACACCAUAUGGCUACCUUUAAACAUAUACCUGCUGAACCGUAAACAUUCUGAUUAAUAUUAAUAACACUAUGAAAGAGAAUUGAUUUAUACAUGUCCUAAAAUCGGAAAAAUAUUUUGACAACUUAUUUCCCCCCUUAUUUAUACGUACAUAUGUUUGUGCCUGUUUUUAUUUCAUCUGUCACAGGCAAUAAACACAUUUAUAUAUAUCUAUGUAUGUAAGUCAAGUUCAUUUCAGUUGUCUUUUAUUUUUUUAUUUAUCUGGUUUUACAAUAGGAAGGAAAUUACCUUUUUGACAGUAAAACGAAGUCUCAUUUUUUUUUUUUUUGCAGUUUGAAUUUCCCAUACUAAUUUUUAAAAAACUCUGAACACGAACUAUUUCUCUGUCCACAUCAGUUUUGAGUUGUCGAAAGUUUGACUGUACAUGUUGUGUGUAUGUGUGUGCAUCAUUUAUUGAAUAUUAAUAUUGUACUUCUAACACUGUUUUAAAGCUUGUUUUGUUUGCUUGGUGAAUUUAACAAUAGAUUAAUUUUGUCUCCCCACUUACCCCUAAUCAACAAGAUCCUGACGAUUUUCCCCUACCAAAUAGACACCUGUGGAUUUCAAGUACACAGCAACAAAUUAUAAAGAUUUAUUUGUGUAUUAUAUUUUUGAAAUAACUACUAGCCUGCGUUAAUUAAUUACAGGUAACUUUUUGACAUUUUAUUUAAUUUAACAAGGCAUAUUGCUUUGAUUUAUACUCAACAAAAAUAAUUAAGGGCUAGUAAAUGGUUUCUGCAUUUUUCUCUCUCUCUCUAUAUAUAUAUAUACUGGUAUACAACAUACAAAAACGCAAUGAGAGUAUGAUUUUUGCAUACAUCACUUGUCAAAAUAUACUUGAUCAUCUUUGAUCAAAUGUUGCUAACAUUACACUUGAAAAAGAAACUUCACCAGAAAGUACUGGCCCUUAAUUAAUGUUGUUGAGUAUAAUUUCAAAGAACUUUCUUGCACUGGAUUAACACAUGCUUUGUGACAUUUCUAAAUGAUUGCUAGCCAGGGUUUUGUGCUUAAUGAAAAACAACAGAACCUACAUACUGAAUAUAUCCCCUGAUUAAAAAUCUAUAUCAUUUAAUGCCACAUGAAUCUACUAUUUUAACAAUACAUAUUCCCCGUUAAUAACCUGCUAAUUCUCACCAAUCUCAUACUGGGUUUUGUAGCGAUCUAUGGUGAUGAGUACUUGAUAUUAAAUGAUUUAUCAAUGCUUCUCAUACCAAAUCAGUGGGUGCUAUAUAAAUACUGUACACAUUUUAUAUUAUAUUGAUUCUCUGAGUAAUCUUGUUAUAUCAGAAUUUAUUGUGACGUGAUAACACUAGAUUGGUACACACCAGUCUGACACUGUAAACAGUUAACAGAUGCGAGAUGACAUUAGCUAACUAAUUAAAUGAAUUCCAUAAAUAUGCACAUGUUGCUAGUACUUUUAAUAACCUGUACAUUCAGUACAUAUUCUUGUCCUGGUUGUCAUGGUAAUAAUCUGUGUAAAAUGCUUUUCACAUUCACACAGACUAGCAGGUUAUAUGAUGUUGGUGAGAUAAUAAGAUGGCAAGUCCCAGUCUUUCGUAAUUAACUAUUAAAUACGGUACUAAAAAUGUCAGAAAACAACAUACUUUCUUGAGGCUAUGGCAUUAAUGCAACAGAUUUGAAAGAUAUUAUUUAGCAUUUUGUUUGUUAUCUAACUAUAUAUUCUAGUGUUACAUGUAACACAGCAAUACUACAUACUGCAAUACACCGUAAAUUCAAAUACCAUAUAAAAGAAAUUUUAUGAACUAUUAAAUUGAGUAACACUUACUUUCUUUUAAAAAACAUUUUGGUUGAUGUAAAAAGGGGAGGUAACAAAGUGAAAUAUUUCUUUAAAGGCCCCUUGAAAUGAUUCUGUUCAUUGAUGAAGUGGAUCUGAAAAUAAGCAAUAUGCGUAUAUAGAAACCUCUCUACUUCAAAUACUCCUGAUUUGGGAAUCUUGGUCUGUUCAGUGCGGUUUUUGUUUGUGGCCUAUAAGUUUGUGCUGCCAGGUUGUUCAAAUUGUGUGUGUAUCUUCCAUCUUCCAUCAGUCUGUUAAUUUCUUAUAUAAUCUUACACGGUAAUAGUACACACAUACGAUUAACGCAGACAGUGCUAAAGUGAAAUCCAGCUUGCAGUAUGUUGGCAGUGUUGAACAUUAUUGUUUCUUUUUAAUUCUUGAUUUUUAUUCGCUAAAAUGAAUGUGCUACAUGUUUUGAUUAUUGAAACUGAUUUGCAAACUUUGGUUGUAUGCUUGUUCAUAGCAAUAUUUUGUAGAAUGGAAAUGUUUGAAAGAUUUGUUUUGUUUCAUUUACAAGCAAUUAUCUGAAAAUGAAUGUUAUUUGGUUAAAAUUAUUUGGAAUUAAUAAAAUGCAAGAGCAAUU